ACCAAGCGGUUCUCACUAGAUCCCGGAGAGCCCUGGUGCUCUCCGGCUCCUUGGUUGUGGCAGUGGGUCCCACCAGACGCGCCCUGUGCACAUUACUUCGGGACGCCAGGGUUCGCCUUCUGCUCAUCCGGCCGGGGCCAGACACCCUAUUCGCUUUUUCUUACUGCAGCUCCCGAGUCUUCAGUUCUUUUAAAACAAGAUGCCGUCGGGUUUCCAGCAGAUCGGCUCUGAAGAUGGGGAACCCCCUCGGCAGAGGGUGACUGGGACUCUAGUCCUCGCUGUGUUCUCGGCUGUGCUCGGCUCCCUUCAGUUUGGCUACAACAUUGGGGUCAUCAAUGCCCCACAGAAGGUGAUUGAACAGAGCUACAAUGCGACAUGGCUGGGGAGGCAGGGUCCUGAGGGACCCAAUUCCAUCCCACAAGGCACCCUUACUACACUCUGGGCUCUCUCCGUGGCCAUCUUUUCUGUGGGAGGCAUGAUUUCUUCCUUCCUCGUUGGCAUUAUUUCUCAGUGGUUGGGAAGGAAAAGGGCUAUGCUGGCCAAUAAUGUCUUGGCAGUGCUGGGGGGCACCCUCAUGGGCCUAGCCAACGCCGCUGCCUCCUAUGAGAUCCUCAUUCUCGGCCGCUUCCUCAUCGGCGCCUACUCAGGGCUAACGUCAGGCUUGGUGCCUAUGUAUGUGGGAGAAAUCGCCCCCACUCAUCUUCGGGGUGCCUUGGGAACACUCAACCAAUUGGCCAUCGUCAUUGGCAUUCUAAUUGCCCAGGUGUUGGGCUUGGAGUCUAUGCUGGGCACAGCUACCCUGUGGCCACUGCUUUUGGCUAUCACAGUACUUCCUGCCCUCCUACAGCUGAUUCUGUUGCCCUUCUGUCCUGAGAGCCCCAGAUACCUCUACAUCAUCCGGAACUUGGAGGGGCCUGCCCGAAAGAGUCUGAAGCGUCUAACAGGCUGGGCUGAUGUGUCUGAUGCACUGGCUGAGCUGAAGGAUGAGAAGCGGAAGUUGGAACGAGAGCGGCCCAUGUCUCUGCCCCAGCUCCUGGGCAGCCGCACCCACCGGCAGCCUCUCAUCAUUGCGGUUGUGCUACAACUGAGCCAGCAGCUCUCCGGCAUCAAUGCUGUUUUCUACUAUUCAACCAGCAUCUUCGAGUCAGCUGGCGUAGGACAGCCAGCCUACGCCACCAUAGGAGCUGGUGUGGUCAACACGGUCUUCACGUUGGUCUCGGUGCUCUUGGUAGAACGUGCUGGGCGACGGACGCUCCAUCUCCUAGGCCUGGCAGGCAUGUGUGGCUGCGCCAUCUUGAUGACAGUGGCUCUGCUCCUGCUGGAACGGGUUCCAGCCAUGAGCUAUGUCUCCAUCUUGGCCAUAUUUGGCUUUGUGGCCUUCUUUGAGAUCGGCCCCGGCCCCAUCCCCUGGUUCAUUGUGGCCGAGCUCUUCAGCCAGGGACCCCGCCCAGCAGCCAUGGCUGUAGCUGGUUUCUCCAACUGGACCUGUAACUUCAUUGUUGGCAUGGGUUUCCAGUAUGUUGCGGAUGCUAUGGGUCCCUACGUCUUCCUUCUAUUUGCCGUCCUCCUGCUUGGCUUCUUCGCCUUCACCUUCCUAAAAGUGCCUGAAACCAGAGGCCGGACGUUUGACCAGAUCUCAGCUGCCUUCCGUCGGACACCUUCCCUCUUAGAGCAGGAGGUGAAACCCAGUACAGAGCUUGAAUACUUAGGGCCAGAUGAGAACGACUGAGGGGCAGGGCAGGGUGGGAGAGCCACCCUCUCCACCCACGCCCCUCCUUUCCUCUGCAGCACUUUAGCCCCCUUUUCCCAUCACCUCCAGGAUGGAGAAACUGCAGCCUGGAGAACUGGGAAGCUGAGGGAAGGGUGGUUCAUGUACCCCCUCAUUCCCCUCCUGUGACUUGGAUUAUUUAUGUGUUGUGGCUAGGCUGUGGCCACCCAGUGGGCUAUUCUCCUCUUCUGCCUUCCUCCUGCCCCUACCCAGACUCAGCCCCAGAAUAGUUUUGCUCCUUUUAGAGAAGUGGAUAUGCAGAGGGAGGUGCUGGGUUGAAUUCAGUGGAUGAGCAGGAGCAGAGGUGGAUCUGAGAUGAGCGACUUCCUACCAACUCCGACUCCGCCCACAAUUUGGCACUUUCCCUGAAUUCUUGCCACAUAGACUCUGGGUGAAGGGGGUUCUGUCUUGACCCCACCAGGGCAAAGGACACACCCUCCCAAAGUCUAGUCUCUCCACAGUCUCUGUGGGCUCCACCUUCCAGGGCAAAGGAACACAACAGUAUAUACCUGAAUGUGGCAAGGAGCAGUAGCAAGCAUCAGUCUCUAGGCUUGGGGUGCUAGCCUGUUCCCCACAGCUGCCAAGUGUGGGUACCAGCUCUUUCUUGUUCCCCUUCAGGAAGGGUGCUAGACCUGAAAGCUUUUGACCAACUAAGGGCAAGAGGGGAUUUGAAAGGCUGCCUAUAAACACUGGUUGGGAGGGAGCCUUUGGAUAUUUUUGUAUGUUUUGAAGAACGAGUAGGUAGCAGAAACCCAAGGGCUGCUGUAUUAAAUGUGUAUAUAGAGAUUCAUCCAUAAAGUCACUGUAUGAA
Messenger RNA from Microtus oregoni (creeping vole), 2579 nucleotides. RefSeq names its product solute carrier family 2 member 4 (gene Slc2a4). Lineage: Eukaryota; Metazoa; Chordata; Mammalia; Rodentia; Cricetidae. The record is from RefSeq and is a predicted model, not a curated record. The transcript is spliced from 11 exons. Gene Ontology annotation, cellular component: membrane. Gene Ontology annotation, biological process: cellular response to insulin stimulus; D-glucose transmembrane transport. The coding region runs from base 200 to 1729 and encodes 509 amino acids.